UUACAAGAAUCCAUCCUCUCAGAAUUUCAGGCCAAACUUUUGAAGUUUUAAUCCCUUUAACCUUGAAAAAAGAGGAACAUGGGCAGUUUGGAAGCAGAAAGAAAUACAGUGGGGUGGGCUGCAAGAGACCCUUCAGGGAUUCUGUCCCCCUAUACAUACACUCUCAGAAACACAGGGCCCGGGGAUGUUUAUUUGAAGGUAAUGUGCUGUGGGAUUUGCCACACUGAUAUUCACCAGAUCAAGAAUGACCUUGGCAUGUCCAAUUACCCCAUGGUUCCUGGUCAUGAAGUGGUUGGUGAGGUGGUUGAGGUUGGAUCAGAUGUGACAAAAUUCCGGGCUGGUGAUGUGGUCGGAGUUGGCUGCAUCGUCGGGUGCUGUGGCAGCUGUCGCCCGUGCAAGGCUGACAUCGAGCAGUACUGCAACAAGAAGAUUUGGUCGUAUAACGACGUUUACACUGAUGGAAAGCCAACUCAAGGGGGUUUUGCUAAUGCUAUGGUUGUUGAUCAGAAGUUCGUGGUGAAAAUCCCCGAUGGUAUGGCACCGGAGCAGGCUGCACCGUUGCUAUGUGCAGGGGUGACCGUGUACAGUCCCCUCAACCAUUUUGGGCUGAAACAGAGUGGCCUACGAGGCGGCAUCUUGGGGCUUGGAGGGGUCGGACACAUGGGAGUGAAGAUCGCGAAGGCCAUGGGCCAUCAUGUUACGGUUAUCAGUAACAUGAUAGUAACAAAUGGCGUCGGCAUCUUGGCGGCAUCUUGUAAUAUAAUAAAGUAUGUUAUGCUGCCGCUUUUGUGUUUACUAUCCGAGUUAACAAUUACUAUUAAUAACUUGUCAAGAAAGUUAAUUGUGAAAUAAACUUUUUUUUU
Salvia splendens (bonfire salvia) is the source of this 863-nucleotide messenger RNA. Its product is annotated as cinnamyl alcohol dehydrogenase 1. NCBI's taxonomy places the organism in Eukaryota, Viridiplantae, Streptophyta, Magnoliopsida, Lamiales, Lamiaceae. The coding region runs from base 79 to 852 and encodes 257 amino acids. The transcript is spliced from 4 exons. The record is from RefSeq and is a predicted model, not a curated record. Gene Ontology annotation, molecular function: oxidoreductase activity, acting on the CH-OH group of donors, NAD or NADP as acceptor; zinc ion binding.